Medioppia subpectinata is the source of this 315-nucleotide messenger RNA. The record is from the annotation of a GenBank genome assembly. Lineage: Eukaryota; Metazoa; Arthropoda; Arachnida; Sarcoptiformes; Oppiidae.
AUGUUAUUGUUUGGUGUAUCGGCCGGGGGUGAGAUUGCAGUGGUGGCCGACAUGACAAACAACUUUACGGCCACAGUGUUUGCCAUCGGGAAUACCAUAGCGUUUACAACCGGUGUUAUAACACCACUCGUUGUCGGGUAUAUACUGGACGCCAGCGAUCAAACCCGACGGCAAUGGAGUUAUAUUUUCUAUAUGUCCGGUGCCUUAAAUAUAUUGGGAGGACUUGUGUUCGCCAUUUUUGGAUCAGCAAAACGGCAGGACUGGGAUAUGGAUGAGUCUAUUGAGACGGAUGAACGCUCUAUAACCAGAAUUUAA